Messenger RNA from Pelobates cultripes (western spadefoot toad), 4402 nucleotides. Lineage: Eukaryota; Metazoa; Chordata; Amphibia; Anura; Pelobatidae. The record is from the annotation of a GenBank genome assembly.
GGUCUAUUUAAAACCCACCAACUCUUCAUUCAGCUGUUAGAACUGUCUCUAAGUGCACGGCCAGACUUGAUUCCUUAGGUUGUUUAAACCUAAAAGAUUUCACUGCAAUGCAAUGGCACCCAACGACAGCAAAGGAGAAAUGAAACCAGCUAAAAGAGCCAUUAAAAAAAUUAAAACGGCAGCUUUGGUUUCCAGCUUAACAAAAGGAUGGCAACAGUGGGCAGUUGAACAUUCAACCAAGCAAGCUCAGGAACCUUCCGGAUGGGUUCCAAACACGGAUGGGGAUGUAGAAGUAAAAUACCAAAAACCAGAGGUGAAGAUAAAACAACCACAAAAAGAAGACUUGCACGACUCAAUUCACUUGGAUGACAAAGAAACAUCAAUCAAGACUGUAGCCGUGACCAAAAGUUUUUCGGCCAAAGCCCAGGAAAAAGGAAUGGAUAUAGGUGCUUUAACUGACAGAUAUGAAAAAGACCCAAGUUCUCAAAAUCAAAAUACAUAUGAUGCAAUGGUGGAUAAAAUAUUGAAAAGGUCCGCAUCACCAACUAGAAGAAGAAAAUGUUCCAAUAUUGUCUCUCAGCUCACAAAAAGUUGGAAGGAUGUGGAGGACGGAGGAGAACUUGUGUCGCCCCCAGAAACUGACCAAAAACUCAAAGACAUUGUUGAAAGCACAGAUGUGGAAAAUGGCGAACAUCUGGGCCAUGGAAAGAAUACAGAAGAUAAUUUAGAAAACCUCACCUCAAGUAAUGAGAAUGCUGCUAGGAUAAAGCGACCAUCCUCUUCAGUGUAAGUUCCCUUGAAAUGAGUAAUGAAAACAAUUAUGUCUGUCUGUCUGUCUGUUUUUUAGUCUGCCUAAUGGAUGAACAGCAUAUGAGAAUAGUAACCCUUUAGUAUGCAGCCUUCACAUGCUACACCAGAGAACUCAUUUAAUCAAGGCAGUUGCUUUGAGAUAAUUGUUGGACUGACUUCGGCUUGCAACAUAUGAAUUCUUGAAACUGGCAACUAUUUUCACAUAAUUCCAUUAGAAUGUGGAAGCGAUAUAGUGGAUUUAGCAAACCUACAAUGGAUAUGUUGCAUGUGUCCUUCAACAGUAAAUACGCCGAUGACAGAUCCUAUGAUAUGUUUUAUAUAUUAUACAUGGUAUUAUACCAUGUGCAAGGAAUGGGUUAUAAAGGCAGUAUGAUGGCAGAACCUCCUUUAGAAUGGAAAAUUAAGUAAAGUAAGAUUUCUGUGUGUUUGUUUUGUAUAUAUAAGGCCUAAAUAAAUACUAUAAGUGCUGUAUAGCUGAUGCAGGGUCCUUUUCUCAACUUGAUUGCUAAAGAUGAGAAAGACUUGACGGGGAAGAGAGUAAAUAUUACUGACAACUUCAUUAUACGCAGUUAAGAUGGGAAUAUUGCAACAUAACUAUUACGGUCAAACAGUUUAUCAAUUAGCUGGUACCAUCACAUUUUCUUAGGGUUAGUUGCACGCCUGUCUUUCAUCAAAGUAUGAAAGAUAACCUUUAAAAUGGUCUCAAAGGGCAAUUCUACUCAGGAGAUAAGUAGGCCUUUAAUUAUCUUUAAACUCCUGCUAUCAUGCCUUUGAUGUUUCCAAUUGCAAUCGUUUGAUAUUGAUGAACAAACUUAUCAUUGCAGGACAGCAGGGAGCAGACAUUUUGAUUUUAUGUUGGAACACUUUAAGGCGCUUUAGAUGUAACGCUGGAUGUAAGUGUUAUUUAUACAUUAUGGUAAAUUUGAAAAAAAAACUUUAUUCACUGAAUUUUUUAAUUCAAUUAAUAAGGUUUAUUUCAAAUGUACUAUAACAGAUACAGAACAUAUUUAUGGCAGAGAUAACGAUGAAAUAAAAACUUUCAGUCCAGUGUGUACAUUCUAGAAUUCACAGGCGGAAAAAUAUACUAGCCCACACCUCAAAACUAACCAUAAGCAUUGUCAAUGUGCUCGUCCGUGAUUUAUAGAAUAGUGGAGAAGGUGGUAUAUCUGCUAUGGGCAGGGCGAUAUGGGAAAGGGGAACAUGUUACUUCACUUCAUCUACAUUGUGGCUGCUCGUGGUGUCAUCUUUUUUCACUUGAGAAUCAAAAUACCUGAUCCUAGUAAUUUUAAUGUUUUAAUAUAGAAAAUACAUUGUCCAUGAAACCCCAAUGUACCUGCAGCUCAUGCCCAGAGGUGAUAAUCAUGAGCUAAUACCCUAACAAUCAUCGCAUGGACAUAGUUCUAACAUGACGUGGGGGUCACUGAAUGAUUCAAGCGGGUACACUGCCUACCAUCGGAAUGGUGAAUCGUUCACACAGCUGGCAGCUUAUUAUCAAGGUUUUGUAAAUAGAUUUAGAUGUUUUUGACUGUAGCUCCCCUUUAAAGGGACACUAUAGUCACCUGAACAACUUUAGCUUAAUGAAGCAGUUUUGGUGUACAGAACAUGCCCCUGCAACCUCACUGCUCAAUCCUCUGCCAUUUAGGAGUUAAAUCCCUAUGUUUAUAAACCCUAGUCACACCUCCCUGCAUGAGACUUGCACAGCCUUCCAUAAACACUUCCUGUAAAGAGAGCCCUAUUUAGGCUUUCUUUAUUGUAAGUUCUGUUUAAUUAAGAUUUUCUUAUCCCUUGCCAUGUUAAUAGCUUGCUAGACCCUGCAAGAGCCUCCUGUAUGUAAUUAAAGUUCAAUUUAGAGAUUGAGAUACAAUUAUUUAAGGUAAAUUACAUCUGUUUGAAAGUGAAACCAGUUUUUUUUCAUGCAGGCUCUGUCAAUCAUAGCCAGGGGAGAUGUGGUUAGGGCUGCAUAAACAGAAACAAAGUGAUGUAACUCCUAAAUGACAGUGAAUUGAGCAGUGAAAUUGCAGGAGAAUGAUACAUACACUAAAACUGCUUUAUUUAGCUAAAGUAAUUUAGGUGACUAUAGUGUUCCUUUAAGUUUAUAAAGUGUAAUUAGUCCUAAUUAGCCCAGAAGAUUAUUGUUCUGACAUUCACAUUUUAUUAUAUGUGUAGAUAUUUCAAUAUAGCAAAAUGUAUUCAUAGGUCUUCAUUUUGUACAGAGCUGCAGAAAAUGUUGCUACUCAAGACAUAAUAGUUGGUUUUAGAAUUAUUAUGUUUGCCUUCUAAUGCUGAGACAAUCAUUUUCAUGACUCAAUUGAAUUCACCUUUUUUUCCUAGCUCAGAAAAUGUUUCAUUUGUAAUAAUUGUGCCACCUAGUGGUCUUUAUAAUAACAUUCCUCUCCCUCUAUGUGUUUUAGUAACAAGGCAGCAGCAGAACUUAACAGCAUCAACAAAGCUUACAAGAGAUAUAGCCCUGUGAAUAACAUAAAAGGUCAAUGGGAGAACUGGUCAAGUCAACACUCUCUGACUCAGAAAUUAAAUCCAUUCAGCGAUGAGUUUGAUCAUGAAUUUGCAAUGUCCAUACGACUCCAGAAGGGUGAUGAUGGCUAUGGACGGCCAAAAGAAGGAACCAAGACAGCUGAACGAGCAAUGAGAGCAGAGGCACAUAUUCACCGUGAGAUGAAAGAUCUGUGUUUCAUAAUUAGGACAAUGACUGAGCCUCAGAAGGAUGGUACAAUCUGUGUGACGUUUGGCGAGCUUUUCGAUCGAUACGUGCGCAUUUCGGAUAAAGUGGUUGGAAUCCUACUUAGGGCCAGAAAACACAACAUGGUGGACUUUCAAGGUGAAAUGCUGUGGCAGGGCAGAGACGAUGAUGUAAUAAUAACUUUAUUAUAACAAACUGAAAUGUUUGCAUCUUACCUUAUGAGAUGUGGACAGAGGAAGAGCUCUAGAACUGGUCUAUUUUUUAUAUAUUUAUUUCAUUUUUAAUUACAACAAAUUAUAAGAAUUGAGGCCUGAGCAAAUUAUACUCGUUUUACUCGAAAUUUAUUUUUCUAGCUACCUUUUCGUCUUUUCUUCUGACCUGGUUCCAUACCUGGUCACAAUAGAUGAACAUUGAACACUUCACGCAUCUUGACACCUUUUAUGUAUAUUAAAGCUUGUUGUAAACAAACAUAACUAUUUUUAUAUGCAUUCUUAAAACUGUCCAUGACUGAUGACUGUGUGGUCCAUGAUAAUACAGGAUUUUCUAUAUGAAAUGAGUGAGUAUGAAUGGUUGUGAGUUCACAUGCACACUCACUAUUUAUCCCAUAGCCACAGAACUCCAGGGAUUGGCUGACACAUUUCACCUAAUUCCUGGUUUCAACAACGCAAAACAAAUUCUACACCUGCAUCCAUUAAAUCCGUAGUGGAACCAGAAACUCAGCGAAUUGAAAUGUAUAUUUUUGAAUGCAUAGUUUAAAAUAACACUAAUUAAAAUGCUUUUUUAAAUUUAAUUUUAUUAGAUGUGUUCCUUAAUUAUUUCACGCUGACAGGAUGCCCAUUUGUUAAAAAAAGAAAGAAAGAAAAACAUAAAAACUAUAAACAAACUUAUCUGAUG